Molecule: messenger RNA, 1740 nt
Organism: Notothenia coriiceps (black rockcod)
Lineage: Eukaryota; Metazoa; Chordata; Actinopteri; Perciformes; Nototheniidae
Gene: sirt4
Product: sirtuin 4
Exons: 4
Coding region: 165-1091 (308 amino acids)
Cellular component (GO): mitochondrial matrix
Molecular function (GO): histone deacetylase activity, NAD-dependent; NAD+ binding
Source: RefSeq, a predicted model, not a curated record
UGUUACGUAAAACAUGGUGUUUCCUGUUUCCUCUGACAAAGGUUCCCAUCUUAUAUCAGUCUGUUAUUUAACCCACGCCGUUGAGCUGCCGACUGUUUGUUGUUGUUCCAGUUAUUAACAACACCGUUAAACUGUGGCCACCACCGUAACUCCCGGUAGACAAGAUGAGAUUGCCACUGCAGAUCCUCACAUUGCACGCUGUGAGGAGGGCCUCCUCGGUCCCUGCAGGGAUGGUGAGCUUUGUCCCGGCCUGCAGCACGGCUGACGCCCACUCCCUGGAGCUGCUGCAGGACUUUGUGUCCCGAGCCAGACGCCUGUUUGUCAUCACCGGAGCAGGACUGUCCACCGAGUCGGGGAUCCCUGAUUACCGCUCAGAGGGUGUGGGCCUGUAUGCUCGGACCGACAGAAGACCCAUGCAGUAUUCAGAGUUUGUCCGCAGUGCAAAGGCCCGCCAACGCUACUGGGCCAGAAACUUUGUCGGGUGGCCGCAGUUCUCUUCACAUCUCCCAAAUUCUGCACAUAGGGCCCUGCAGCGGUGGGAGGAGAGGGGGAAGCUGCACUGGCUGGUGACACAGAAUGUGGAUUCUCUUCAUUCUAAGGCCGGACAAAAAAGACUGACUGAGCUUCAUGGCUGUGAUCACAGGGUGAUGUGUCUUGGCUGUGGGGCAGUCUCAGAGAGGGAGGAGUUGCAGGCGAAAUUCAUUGCACUAAACCCAGAAUGGAGGGCGCAGACGAGCGGCGUGGCUCCGGACGGGGAUGUGUUCAUCGAGGACGAGCAGGUCCUCCAUUUCAGAGUCCCCUCCUGUGAGGCAUGUGGAGGGAUACUGAAGCCCGAGGUCACCUUUUUUGGAGACAAUGUGAACAAAGCAACAGUACAGUUUGUGCGCGACCGGCUGGCAGAGUCAGAUGCGCUGCUCGUCGCAGGGUCAUCGUUACAGGUAUAUUCAGGAUACAGGUUUUUACUGGCAGCGGGUGAUCGGAAGAUGUCGGUCGCCAUCUUGAACAUCGGGCCUACGAGGGCAGAUCACCUGGCUGAACUGAAAGUGAGCGGCCGCUGCGGUGAAGUGCUGUCAGCUAUUCAUUCUGUCUGACUGUCAUGGACAUGCAGUUUGGAUAUUCUACGUUAAAAUGGAAAUGGACUACUUUUCAACCCCCCUGUAACCACAUUGUCUGUUGCUAAUUUCAGCUGGUCAGAACUACCUCAGACUUAAACAUGUCAACAACAUAAUUCACUUCAUAAACGGUUUUGAAUUUUUUUUGUGUAAUGUCAAAGGAGAAAGAGGCAUUUCCACUUCUCCUCCAAAGGAAAUUGCUGCUAUUAUCAGUACAUCAGUAGAGUAAAACCUGAAACUUCUAAUCACCUAUUUUAUGCAGUUUACAAGUAAAAGGAAAGUUGUCUUUAAGAUUCGAUUUCUCUGCACACAUCAGAUUGGUAUCACACGAUCAAUGUCUCAACCAAGAUAAACAGAAAGUCUGUAGUGAGGAUUGCUGCUGUGGGUUUUGGCAUAAUACAAAAUGUGCAGUAGAUCACAAAGUAUGUGUCGUGACAUCUGGAAGUCCAGGCUCUGUUGUACCCUAAUGCUGUUUUGAUUUAAAUUAAAUAAUCUAAACGUAACAAUUUAAAUAUGCUUUCUGGUUUGCAUUAAACCCAACCACAAGGUUAUUCGACAAUGUUUUUGGAAACAUAUUUAAAAUAUACAUAAUGUACUGCAAUCAGCUGAUUUUAAAAGGUGUAAUCUG